AUGGAUGAAAUAAGCAGCUUCCUUGGAAGAAAGUUUGGCGGCCUUCCAAAGCUUGCUCUCCUCUACUCAACAUCACAAAUCACCACCUGUUUGACGGAGUUCACUUCAAAUGCUGCCACUGCGUCCCUGCUGCUACCGAUAUUGUUCAGUUUGUCUUCCGAACUGAAGCUUCACCCAUUUCUGCUCACUUUACCCGCAACCGUUGGGGCAUCGUUUGCUUUUUCACUCCCAGCUGCGACAGCUCCAAACUCCAUUGUGUUCUCCAACGGACGUGUUAAAGUACUUCACAUGUUGAAAACUGGUAUUCCCCUCAACAUCAUCGGGAACCUUGUCACUUUCGUGGCAAUGGUAACCUACGCAAGACCGCUUUUCAAGCUCGACUCUGUACCAACAUGGGCAAUAAACGCUACAAUGAGCCGGCCGUUACUUUCCCAGUCAAUAUAA
This is a messenger RNA of Dicrocoelium dendriticum, 444 nucleotides long. The record is from the annotation of a GenBank genome assembly. Lineage: Eukaryota; Metazoa; Platyhelminthes; Trematoda; Plagiorchiida; Dicrocoeliidae.